AUGAAUAUAUUGGCAGGUAAUGUUGCAUCAGCCACAUUAUUCACCCUACGAAACAAUUGCAAAUACAAUGUUUGGCCCGGAAGUCUUUCCGGCAAUGGCCCAAAUAUUCUUGACACCGAUCUUUCUUUAAGACCCGGUUCUUCGGCCCAAUCAAAUGUUCCGGCUGGUUGGUCAGGACGUUUUUGGGCUAGAACCGAGUGUAAUUUUGAUAGGACCGGUAACGGCAAAUGUGCUACAGGAGACUGUCUCGGUGGUCUCAAGUGUAUCGGCGGAGGUGCUCCGCCGGUAACACUGGCCGAGUUCACGGUUGGAAGUGCCGGCAACGGCAAUAUGGAUUUUUAUGAUGUGAGCUUGGUAGACGGUUACAAUGUUCCUAUAGGGAUACAUGCAACCGGAGGGACCGGUAACUGUCAAUAUGCUGGUUGCGUUUCUGACCUAAAUGAUAACUGUCCAAAGGAGUUACAGGUAAAAGAUGUUACCGGUUUGGUAGUUGCAUGCAAGAGCGCGUGUGCGGCAUUCAACAGUCCGGAGUAUUGUUGCACCGGGGAGCACGGAACACCACAGACAUGCCCACCUACAAAUUACUCAAAAAUGUUUAAGAUUGCAUGUCCAAGAGCUUAUAGUUAUGCUUAUGAUGAUGCUUCGAGCACUUGUACAUGUUCUGGAGCAAAUUACACCAUCACUUUUUGCCCCACAGAAUCCUCAUAA
This is a messenger RNA of Arachis duranensis, 708 nucleotides long. Its product is annotated as pathogenesis-related protein 5-like. Gene Ontology annotation, cellular component: extracellular region. The transcript has a single exon. Bases 1 to 708 code for a protein of 235 amino acids. NCBI's taxonomy places the organism in Eukaryota, Viridiplantae, Streptophyta, Magnoliopsida, Fabales, Fabaceae. The record is from RefSeq and is a predicted model, not a curated record. Gene Ontology annotation, biological process: defense response.